Heterostelium album PN500 is the source of this 6774-nucleotide messenger RNA. It is a transcript of the gene mybU, whose product is annotated as myb domain-containing protein. The record is from RefSeq and is a predicted model, not a curated record. NCBI's taxonomy places the organism in Eukaryota, Evosea, Eumycetozoa, Acytosteliales, Acytosteliaceae. The coding region runs from base 1 to 6774 and encodes 2257 amino acids. The transcript is spliced from 7 exons.
AUGGUUACAUCAACGGAUGUAUUAAAUAUGGUACAACAAAAUAGGAAUAAUAAUAAAAGUCAAGAGGAUGACGAAGAAAUAGAUAUUAUGAACGAUAGUGAUGAUGAACAACAUGAAGCUGUUAAUAAUAAUGAAAGUAAUAGUGGUUUAACACCAAUGUUAAUUGAACAGCAACAGCAACAGCAACAACAUCAACAUCAACAAAAUCAGCAACAACAAGUAUCAGUAGAUACUGCUACUAAUAAUAGUUCAUCAUCAUCUAUAUCUUCACCUUCGACUAUAACAUCACCCUCGAUAUUUUCAACACACAAACCACUAUCUCUGCGGAAAAGCCAAAAUAAAGUGAACACGAAAACAGCCGCCACCAACAACACAACACCAAAUAAGAAACCAACAUCUUCAAAGAAAAAGAAGAAUAGCAGUAACCACAACUCUGAUAUUUCAGAUGAAGAGCAAACAAUUAUAAUACAUUCAAAAGAAGAUGUUGGUAAUUUUCAAAAUGAUGAUCAUGACAGUAGUAAUGGUAAUGGUUUGGAUACAACGACGACCACUACCACGAUGAAUCACGAUAGUUAUCAAGAGAGGAAAAAGAGAAUGGCAAAGAAGAGAAAGGAGAAAGAGACCGGCGGUGAUUCAUAUGAACAGGAUGAGUCGACUACUACGACGACAACUACGACAACCAACAAUGUAAAUAGUAACAACGGCAGCAACAACAGCAAGAGAAUGAAGAGUAGCAGUAGUAGUGUUCAUGGUAGUAGUGCUACCGACGAUGGAACCGACGGUGAAAUCGAUAUCAGCGGUGAAGAUGCCGACAACUCCAAUUUCAACUUAAACAGUCUCGGAAUGAUUAAAAUCGAUAAUAUUCUAACGAAAUCAUUACAACAACAUUUAUUAUCGCCCUCUCAACAUAAUCAACACCAACAACAACAACAACAACAACAACAAAAUGUACCAUCUAUAAACAAUAAUAACAGCAACAACAAUAAGAAAUUGAAAAAGAAGAAAAAGUCAACUAGUAGCAGUAGCAGUAGUAGUAGUAAGAGUAGUAGUAAAAGUAAAAAGAAUAGUAGUUCUAGUAGUAGGAAGAAAAAGAAUUCUACACAUAUUUUCAAUAUAACUAGCUCAACUUCUAACAAUAAUAAUACUACAACUACAUCGGACGAUAGUUCGGAUAUGGAGAUUAAUAUCAAUACGUCGGAUAGCGAUGAUGAAGAGUCGAAUGCAGUACCAAUUGCAAACGACGAUGAGGAUAUCUUGAUAAAUAGUAUCGAUGACUCUGACUCGGAGAACGACGAUUCCGACUUUGACUCUGAAAGUGUUGAUCAAUCCGACUCUUCCACUGCAUUCAACAUGGACGAAACAAUGGACUCUGACGAUUCCAACAAUGAAGAUGAACAGCAACAACAGGCAAUCGAGCUGAAAAAGAAAAAAUCAACAAAGAGGCGUGAAAAAGAUAAAGAUAAAGAUAGAGAUAGAGAUAAGAAAUCAAGUAGUAGUAAAGAUAAAGAUAAGAAGAAAAAGAAGAAGUCAUCAAGUAGUAGUAGUAGAAGCAGCAGUAGUAGUUCUAGUUCCAGAAAGAAACAAAGACAACUAUUGCUUCAACAACAACAGCAACAAUAUGAACAACAACAACAACUUCAACAGAGUCAACAACAGCAACAACAGUUACAACAGCUACUACAACUGCAACAACAUCAUCAUAACAACCAACAAUUAAUACAACAGCAGCAGCAACAACAGCAACAACAACAGGAAGAUAUCCAACAACCAAUUGAUAUAGAUAAUCCAUUCCUCUCACCUAUGCCAAUACAACCAUCCAACAGUAUCAGUAGUAAACUCUCUACUUAUACCUCACAAUUUCACCCGUUUGAUCCACACACUUUGCAAACACUCUCCUUUUUAGCACCGUUUUCACCGAUGGCAUUUCCAAUGCCACUGGCAUCACCCAUCUCACCAGGUGUACUUGAUUUCGCACCACUUUCACCGGUUUGUCCACUCUCACCGCUUUCUCCACUCUCGCCCAUCACCUCACCGACCUCACCAUCUUUCAUCACCAGCAACCUCCUAUCGUCAAGCAGCCACCAACACAACUCAUCCUCCUCGAACGAAUCGAAACCAGAGAGAUAUGUCAACAGUAUUUUCAACUCAAUCAUCAAGCGAGAACCUAAUUCCGCGCUAUCCAACAGCAGUAACAGUAUUGGCAGCAACAGUAACACUAACAACGAUCUACCAUAUUCCAAAUCGUUGUCGCUAUCAACAUCAGCUUUAAAUACCACCACCACACCAACUUCGAUCGCAUCGUCAUUACCCUCCAUCCCAACACCAAUAACAUCAUCAUCAAUAUCAACAUCUUUAACAACACCAACUUCAGUAGAUUCCAGUCAAUCCAUUGGAUCACCUCAAAUUACAUCGCUGACGCCUUACAACUCACUGCAGGGUGCAGCUCAGCAGAAUCAGUUGUUACUAGUUGCAACAGGUGCCAACAACAAGAAGGCCAAACGUUUCACAAUGGAUCCAAAUGUUCAGAAACAUUUCCAACUGACGGUUUGGCACGAAGAAGAAAAGAUGUUUUUCCGAGAGUUGUUUUGUGCGUAUGGUCGUGAAUGGCAUAUCAUAUCGACGUUGAUGUGUGGCACAAAGUCACCGACACAAAUCAAGAAUUUCUACUAUGAUGUACGUCUCACUUUGUUGGCACCGUUGUUUGGAUUGUCAGCAGAUGAAACAAGAUCACGUAUAACACUACCACAUCAAUCGAUUUCAUCAGGUACAGCAGCAAAUGGCAGUAGUAGUGCAAAUGGUACUGGUACACCCAACCCCAGUGCUUCUCCACAACCGAAAUCACCACAAUUACUUCAACAAUUACAACAACAACAGAUUCAAAUACAACCAACUCAGCAACCACAACAACAGCAACCACAACAACAAUCAAUCUUACCAACUCAAACAGAUGAUAGUAUUAUCUCCACUACUACAACAAUUACAACUACCACCAAUAAUAAUGGCGUAACAACUACCACCACAACAACUACUACCACUUCACCAACUAUCACAUCGAUUCCAUUCAUUCAUCCAAGUAACAAACGACAUCUUGCAGUUAGUGAUGACGAUCUUAAAUCGAAAAAGAAAUCAAGAUCUUCUAAAAGAACAUUUAGAUUCGGUAGAUUUACAAGUGCGUCAACAAGAAUUCCAAAGAAUUCUGUAAAGGUCAGUAAGAAUAAGGUACAGGAAGUAAAUCAAUCGGUAAAGUUCCCAGUUGGUUCGGCAGCGUUCUAUUUCUAUCAACACUCUGAGGUAUUCCCACCUGGAAAGUGGUUCGAAGUGAAAGUGUUGGAUGUUGGCGAUGCCUCCACACCCAAACAGACAACAAACAACACACUUCCAAUUGAACCAAAGAUGGAAGACAAUCUAAACGGUACCAAAUACAAGGUGGUUAUGUUCAACAUGAACAAGACCAAAGGUUUCUGGGUGAGCGAAGAGGAUUUGAAAGCGGAACUCGAUGUCGGUGCUGAGAUUUGGGAAUUCAGUGCCGAUCCACUGGCAGAAGACGAGUUGCUACAACAGCAACAACAUCAGCAACAAGUUCAGCAGAUCUCACUCAUGCAACAGCAGCAACAACAACCGACACCUCUCCAGUCAUUGUUGCCACCACCCUCGCUCGAUGCCAACGUCCAAGACUCUGUUGGAAAGAUGGUGGAGUCACUGUUGCCAACGACCGAUCGUCUCAAACUCCAACAGUGGCUGGAAGGCAAGUUGGAUAACAUGCAACCGAAUCCAAGUUUCAAAUUUCCGACACUGGAGAAAGGCGAACCUGGUACUCUGACCAGAGAGAUCUAUGAUAUUCCUGCAUUUUCAAUGGAGUAUCUCAAUUGUGGAUCGAUCUCAAUCUCUAGCAAACAAAAGUGUUUCUUUGAGUGUAUUUCUUCGACAUUUGAAGAGAAAGACUUUAUCGCCAUCAAUUUCUCAUCGAUCUUUGGAAGCUGUCAAUUCAUAUCGGACAUCAACAAUCGUACCUACAUUACAGAGCUUUUCGACAAUAUUUUGAAGGCAUCCGAUAUCUCAGUGUCUCUUGUCAUAUCGAAAUUUGGAUCGGGACUAUUACCAACCAAAUCCAAUGCCAACCUAACCUCGUCAUUGUCAUCUUCGUCAUUGCUUCAAAAUUUGAUACCAACAACAACAACGACAGCAAUAGCAACAACUUCAACAGCAACCAUUCCAAUUGUAAAGACAGAGCCAACAAAACCAAUUAUUCAAAAUACUCCAACAUUGACACCUACAACAACAGCGACAACAACAACAACUCCAGCAGUAGUUCCAACUCAAACAACAUCAACUCUAACAUCGACCCUAACCCCUACACCAACAACAACAAAUCCAACACCUACUUCCACCCCUGCAACAAGUGUUGCGGCUGUUAAAGUUGAAUCAAAUGUAGCUCAGGUAAAACCAGUUGUAAAGAAGCAGGUUGAGGUUGCUCAAGCUACAACCAGUACUGUUCCCAUCUCACCGGUCAAAUCGACCACAACCGUUGUCCCAUCGCCAGUUGCAAAGUCUAGUGCUCCAGUUCAACAUACUAAUUCAAGUGGAGAGCCAACAACGACAACAACAACAGUUGUUCCAAAAUCAACUCCAUCAACAAGUGCAAGACCAAUAGCAAGUAAACCACCAGCUCCUAAUCCACACAGCUCAGCACCAUCCUCAAUUCCAACAACAGCAACAGCAGCAGUUGUCUCCCAAAAGCCUGCAGGAACUCCAAUGACCUCAUCAAAACCUGCAGCAACCACCACCACAACACCUGCUAACCAACUUAAAGUAGCUGGAGUUCCUUCAACUGCUGGCGUUCCUAUUAAAACAGUUGUUGCAUCAAAACCAUCUGCCUCGUCAACAUUGGUACAAUCUACUAUCAAACCAGGUGCACCAGGAUCUGUUAUAACAUCUAAAUCAAUGGCAUCAUCAACAACACCUCAAACUGCUACUUCCACCUCCACCACCACCGGAACCAAACCAAUAGUAACUACAUCAUCUUCAAAACCACUUGCUACCAGUGGAGUACCAGGAUCUUCAAUACCACCAAAACCAAAAUCGUCAAUGCCUCAAGUCAUCAUCAAUGCCAACGGCCAAAAGAUCUACACCUGUCCUUGCUGCGUUGGAAAGAAUCCACCCUCUGUCAAUCCGAAUCAAGUCUCACACCUCAAGCCAAAGCCUGGUAUGGUAACGGCCACCAAGCCAAUGCCCAACAGUAGUGUCACCCCGGGUGCCACUAAACCACCACCAUCAUCUACCUAUGUAAUGUCCAAAACUGCACCAACUCCAACCAAUGGAGUAUAUGCUAAAACUGCUGCAACAUCGAUUGCUCCAGGAGUAUCAAAUACAACAACAACAACAACGCCUACCACCAGUCCGACCAAACCAAUAAUCACAACAACACCACAACCCAAUAUUUCGAAACCAGCACCACCUACAACUAGUAUUGCUAAACCAACCACCAUGUCAUCUGUCUCAGUAUCAAAACCAAUUGCUACAGGAUCCAAACCAUCGGCAUCAACAACAUCAUCAUCAACAAUACCAACACAAACAACUUCUACAUCUGCUCCAUCUACUCCAUCUACCUCAACUACACAGCCAACCAAUAAAACAAAUACAACUCCAGUAACUUCCCCUCAAAAGACUAUCUCACCUACAAAACAACCAACAACAGCACCAACAACAAAUACCAAUACCAACACCAAUACAAAUACAAAUCCAUCUACAACGACUUCAAGCAUUUCAACUCCCUCUGUAACAUCAAGCAUUUCAACAUCAACACCAUCAUCUUCAGCCAGUACAACGCCAAAUACUACACCAACUACACAAUCACCCCCACAACCAUCCCAAAUAUCAACUACAAAUAGCGGUACUUCUACAUCCACUCCCAAUUCCACCCCAACUCCAACUCCAACCCCAACUACAAUACCUACAGCAGCAGCAGCAGUACCUACACCAACACCACUCGUUCAACCAACUCAUCCAAUUUCAAACCUGCCAACAAUAUCGAUGCCACUUCAAGUAAAUCCAUUAUCAGGCUCAUUAAACAACAAUUUCAAUCUGCUUUUCAAUCCAGACAAAAGUUCGAUCCCAUAUAAACUUUUCAUUGGAAAACGUGAGCUUCUACUAGAGUGUAGAAGAUUACUAAGAUUACAAUGCUCAAGAAUUUCAGAUUUAAAUAAGCAAAAUAUUGAAAGUGGUAAAGAUACAACCGAAGUGAUUCAAAAGAUGAGAGAAUUAACCAAUGAACUGUCGGUAUACAAGUUUCUACUCUUGGAGGCAGCAUCAGAAAGAUUCUCUGCCUACAAACAGAAUAUAGAAUGCAAACAAUUAUUAUUUGCAAAAACGAAUGAUUACAUAAAUAUGGACGAGUUUGAUGAUAUUAUUAAAGUAGAAGAGAACACCUACAUUGAUGCAAAGAAUCAAGGUAUUGUAGAUGGUCAAAAGUUAGGAUACAUCGAAGGUUAUCAACUAGGCUAUCAGAAAGGUACUGAAUUAGGUCAAGAGAUAGGUUACUAUCAUAGUUGUGUUACCAUGUGGAAUUAUUUAGCUGUUCAUUAUAAAGAUACACAUAAGUUUUCGCAAAGAGGAUUAACAAGUCUAAGUAAAUUAACAAAGAUGAUCAAUGACUAUCAAUUGGAUUUCAACGAUGAGAAUGUAAUGACUGCCCUGGGUGACAUCAGAUUAAAGUUUAAAUUGACAUCAGCACAGCUUGGCUUACAAACAAAAGAAGAUAAUGAAAUGUCUUUCUAG